AUGCUCUUCAUCCUCCUCUCUCUGGCCAUAUUCUCUGUACUCAGUGUGAUUGCAUACCUCUCAUUGGCCAUUCUGUCAGUCACACUCAGUUUUCGUGUUUACAAGAACAUCAUGCAGGCAGUGCAGAAGUCUGGAGAAGGACAUCCUUUCAAGGAAUACCUUGAGUGGGACAUUGAGCUUAAUGACGCGAAAACACAGAAAGUAGUGAAACUUGUCAUGAAGCACUUCAAUGCAACUGUGCGAGAAUUGCGAAGACUGUUCCUUGUUGAAGACCUUGUAGAUUCUAUCAAGUUUGGACUUUUGCUGUGGGUGCUGACUUACAUUGGAUCCUGGUUCAAUGGAAUGACACUGAUUAUCAACAGUGUUGUAAUAGUCUUCACUCUUCCGAAGAUCUAUGAAACAUACAAGGUCCAGAUUGACAAUUACUUGGCUAUGGCAAGGAGUCAGUUCAACAAAAUCCUUCAGCAGGUGCAAUCAAAACUGCCAUUUUUGAAGAAGAAAGCUAAGGCCCAGUAA
Messenger RNA from Acanthosepion pharaonis, 516 nucleotides. The record is from the annotation of a GenBank genome assembly. Lineage: Eukaryota; Metazoa; Mollusca; Cephalopoda; Sepiida; Sepiidae.